This is a messenger RNA of Schistosoma intercalatum, 588 nucleotides long. The record is from the annotation of a GenBank genome assembly. Lineage: Eukaryota; Metazoa; Platyhelminthes; Trematoda; Strigeidida; Schistosomatidae.
AUGGCCAUUUCACCUCGUCUUAUUGAAUAUGGUUUGAAAGCUGCUGGGAUUGUCACUGCUGUUUUGUGCUUUUCAAUGGGAGUUGUUUGCAUGAUCUCAAUAUCAGCGCAGUGCAUUAUUGGUGGACUUUUCCUAAUUUUAAUUGGUAUAGUCGUCAUAAUAUUUGAAGCCCCAAUAUGUUGUUCCAUGAUACCUCAAUUGCAUAAAUUCAAUGAAUUCAUUGAAAAACGAUCCCCAAUCGAAAAGUCGAUUUUCUAUGGAAUUGCAGCCAUUUUACCAAUGAGUUUAUGUUUUGGAAUUUCUACACUUUUUUGUGGAUUAGCUUUAGCUGGAUGUUGUGCAUUUAAUGUCUGGAGGAUUUUUAAGGAAAGACGCAGUGGACAAGCAAAUCCAAAUGGUGUUGGUUCUGAACAUCAUACUCAAUACGCUGCAGGUGAAUCACAACCUCCAACAUUUCAAGGUGGAUAUGGUGAGCAACCAGGAUUUCGGGAUCAUUUAAUCGAAAAAGCUGCUGUUGGUGCAGUAAAAGGUGUGAUUGGUGGUCCGGGCAGUGGUGGUUAUCCAGGAACGGGUUAUUCGGGUACUUAG